CCUGGAAUUUUGACGCAAUUUGCAAAUGGCCGUAAGGAGGACCGUGCCCGGGAUAAGGUGUAUGAAAAGCUAAUGGUGGUAGAGUCCGUGUUAAAAACUUGUGAUUAAUUCUUGAUUCAGUGUGGUGUUAUUGUACAGAUACAAAAUGUGCCAAAAAGUGAGAAUCCAGUCUUAAUGGUGAUAUAGGAAGCGCCCUGAAACCGCUGGAGGGACGAUCGAAGUUACAUUGCUGACGGAAGGGUCGGUGCAGAGCGCGGUUUAGGCGUCGGGAGUAGGUCCAGAAAGCAGAACCAACGGAUACACAGCCAUGAAUGAACUUGACAGUUUACGCCAGGAGGCGGAGACCCUCAAAAAUGCCAUUAGGGACGCGCGCAAGGCGGCAUGCGACACGUCGCUGUCGCAGGCUACCGCCAACCUCGAGCCCAUCGGGCGCAUCCAGAUGCGCACGCGGCGCACGCUGCGCGGCCACCUCGCCAAGAUCUACGCCAUGCACUGGGGCAGCGACUCCAGGAACCUGGUGUCCGCCUCCCAGGACGGCAAGCUGAUAGUGUGGGACAGCCACACCACAAACAAGGUGCACGCGAUCCCGCUGCGCUCGUCCUGGGUGAUGACCUGCGCGUACGCACCCUCCGGCUCGUACGUGGCAUGCGGCGGGCUCGACAACAUCUGCUCCAUCUACAGCCUGAAGACCCGCGAAGGCAACGUGCGCGUGUCUCGCGAGCUGCCCGGCCACUCCGGCUACCUGUCAUGCUGCCGGUUCCUCGACGACAACCAGAUCCUCACCAGCUCGGGCGAUAUGACCUGCGCCCUGUGGGACAUCGAGACCGGCCAGCAGUGCGGACAGUUCACCGGGCACACCGGCGACGUGAUGUCGCUGUCGCUCGCGCCCGACCAGCGCACGUUCGUGUCCGGCGCCUGCGACGCCUCCGCCAAGCUGUGGGACAUCCGCGACUGCCAGUGCAAGCAGACCUUCCCGGGACACGAGAGCGACAUCAACGCCGUUACGUUCUUCCCGUCCGGGUUCGCGUUCGCGACGGGCUCCGACGACGCGACGUGCCGCAUGUUCGACAUCCGCGCCGACCAGGAGCUGGCCAUGUACUCGCACGACAACAUCAUCUGCGGCAUCACGUCGGUCGCCUUCUCCAAGUCGGGCCGCCUGCUGCUCGCCGGAUACGACGAUUUCAACUGCAACGUUUGGGACUCCAUGAAGAGCGAGCGUGCCGGCAUCCUGGCCGGCCACGACAACCGCGUGUCCUGCCUCGGCGUGACCGAGAACGGGAUGGCGGUCGCCACCGGCUCCUGGGACUCGUUCCUGCGCAUCUGGAACUAAACCCUGCGCACCAGCACGUUUCUAAUUUUAUAUAGA
Molecule: messenger RNA, 1366 nt
Organism: Cydia amplana
Lineage: Eukaryota; Metazoa; Arthropoda; Insecta; Lepidoptera; Tortricidae
Gene: Gbeta13F
Product: guanine nucleotide-binding protein G(I)/G(S)/G(T) subunit beta-1
Exons: 8
Coding region: 308-1330 (340 amino acids)
Biological process (GO): G protein-coupled receptor signaling pathway
Cellular component (GO): cytoplasm; heterotrimeric G-protein complex
Molecular function (GO): protein binding; signaling receptor complex adaptor activity
Source: RefSeq, a predicted model, not a curated record